CAGAAUUAAAAAAGUGUUCGGGUAUUUCGUGUGGCGUACAUUUUGUUCUCGCGUUAAAUUCUUAUUAUUACAUUUGAAUAGAAAAUUGUAGAAUUCUUUUAAGUGUUACUUGCUAAAUUUACAAAUACUUGUUAUUUGUGCACAAGAACUCUGAAAAACGUGGAUGAUUGUGCAGCGAGGAUAAAUCGCAGUAAAUUUUUUAAUGUGGAAAGUUUUUCAUUAAAAAAAAUUAAAAUAAAAUCAAAAACAAAUACCACUCAUCAACACAUUUGGCAACGCAAAAUUCAUUCCUAGUAACAUUUCCGGUUGUGAAGUGCAUUCAUUGGAGUUUUCACAUACUGUGGUGCAGGGAUAUCAUCAUCACCAUCACCAUCACCUUCACUGCCACUACCAUUGCCACCAUAAACACUACCACACCGCCGCUAUAACCACUACACAGACAUAGUUUGCAGAACUCGCCAUCAACGCGGCCACUUACACACUCUCAAUUGACCAAAUGAAAUAAUCAUAACCAAACUAAAAGUUUUGCACGAUUCGAUCAAUUUUUCAUUUGUGUGCAUAAAAUCAGCAUUAAAUUGACAUAAAUUCACAAGUUGCUUAUUGUACUCAUCAACCGCCGCAAUGAGUUUGUGGUUGAGUGUUGGAUGCUUUCCCGAGCUCGAACAACAAAUGCGUGAGUACUACGAAAAGAAGGGUCUCACGGAAAUACGCAUGCGCUUAGCGUGGUGGAUUGAAGAACAAUUAUUAAUAAACCCACCUGAAAUAGCGCCAACCUAUGAAUUGGCCGUAAAAUUAGCAAACUCAUUCUGCGAGGAGCUCAAACUAAAGCUCAAGUCUUUUAAAUCUAAUCGUGAUCAAUUUAACAAGGAUAUUUCACGAAUUUGCAAAGAUCUUCAACAAAUAGAACCUUUAAAGCUCUAUUUAUAUCUAAAAAGGGGUAUCAGACUGGAACUUCAGGCAUUGAAGGCAAUGCCUCAAAACCCCCACAUGUAUAAUCCGGCUGUUGUAGGUUGCAAUGUGAAUGGGAUCGGUAUGAAUACGUGUAAUCCAUAUUUGAGCGGCGUUGGCGGUCACCUUGGUGAUGUGCAUAUAGCCGAGGAUGCGUACGCUUUGCCAGCGCGCAUACAAAAACUGGCUGUCGAUGUUGAGAAUAUGCGUUUAGCCAUACAGAGCGUCCAAGGUGAACAGGAGGCAAUUUGCAAAUAUUUCAAUCAGACACGUGCAAUGUUGACGCCACAAGAGAUACAGGAACUGGAUAAUCAAUACAAGGACAAAUAUCUGAUUUUGUGUGACCGUAAGCAGGUGGUAGUGAACGAUUUGCGACGCGUCAUCAGCGAAUAUGAUACGAUACAGGAUCAAGUGAUAAUGGCAUUGAAAAUGUGGCAACGAAAUCAAGCGUUGGCCGGCAAUGGGGCGCCAUUUCACGAUGACUUAGACGACAUACAACGCUGCGUGGAGAUGCUAGUCGAUAUGGUUGCUAAAAUCCAUGCUUUUGUCAGCAGUCUGCGGAUAAUGAGUGAGGGUGAAGAUUCCGUACUUACUGAUUUGCUAAAUCACGUACGAUCUGUACAAAAGAUGCUUGUCUUAUCUGCUUUUAUAGUAGAGCGCCAGCCUCCCCAAGUCAUGAAAACACAUACGAGAUUUGCCGCCGCUGUACGAUGGCUGAUUGGGCCGCAACUUGGCUUAUAUUCAAACAAUCCGAUUAUAGAAUGUGUUAUACUCUCAGAGGCCCAAGCCCAGCGGCAUGCUGCUCAAAACAGCAACUCAGAUAUGCAAACUUGCGCUCCUCAAUCCUCGGGCGAAAUAUUAAACAACGUCAGCACAAUGGAAUAUCAACAAGCGACACGCGUAUUUUCCGCAAGUUUCAGAAAUAUGCAGUUAAAGAAAAUCAAGCGCGCCGAAAAGAAAGGCACAGAAAGCGUCAUGGAUGAAAAGUUCUCCUUACUCUUCUACACAACAGUCGUUUUCAAUGAAUUUAAGAUUAGUUGCUGGACACUUUCCUUGCCUGUUGUUGUAAUUGUGCACGGCAAUCAGGAGCCACAAUCCUGGGCCACAAUUACUUGGGAUAAUGCUUUUUCUGAUAUAACACGCGAACCUUUCCAAGUUCCGGAGAAAGUGCGUUGGGCACAGCUGUCUGUGGCUUUAAACACCAAAUUUGGCUCGGCGACAGGCAGAAAUUUAACAGAAGAUAAUUUAAAUUUUCUUUAUGAGAAACUUUUCCGCAAUGAAGCAGGCGAGCAUGCAGAAUUCAUUACGUGGGCGCAAUUUUGCAAAGAACCUUUGCUAGAUCGAUCCUUUACAUUCUGGGAUUGGUUCUUUGCAAUUAUGAAAUUGACAAAGGAUCAUUUAUUGAAUCUAUGGAAAGAAGGUCUGAUUGUGGGUUUCAUAAAUAAACGCAAGACUUUGGAGGAAAUAUUGCCAAUGCAGCAGUGUGGCACAUUUUUGUUGCGCUUUUCAGACAGCGAAUUGGGUGGCAUAACCGUGGCUUUUGUCGAUGACCAGGGCAACAAACUUAUGCUGGCACCAUGGACGUCGCGAGAUUUGAAUAUACGCUGCUUGGCGGAUCGCAUACACGACUUGAACGUACUGCGCAUUGUUUAUCCAAAGAAUUUGCCACGAGACGAGGCAUUUGGCACCUUUUAUUCUCAUAAUAUCGAAGAACAAACAACACGCGAUGGUUAUGUAGCAAAUACAAUAAGGGCACAUGUGCCGGCCAUAGAGGGUGGUUCUGUAGUGGGCACGCCGCAGCAUCAGCCUCAAGAUAUACCCAUGCCAAAUUAUAUCGAUGGUCUUGACGACAUCGAUUGGAAUAACGUAAUGGUCUGAAUUGGGUGGGCUGUAUGAAGACAAAGAAAAAACGAAUUGGUAUAGAAAUGGUCAAUUGCUUAGUGGAGUGCAAUAACUCAUGUGCUCAAGACUGUUUAAGCAGUGACAAUUUUAUUUCUGAUUUCGAUUCAAUUUUAUAUUGAUGGAUGUGGAUAGACAUACACGCACAUGCAAUACACUUUUACCAUGGAAAACUAUUUAUAAUAAAUAAAAUAUGAAUAUAUACAAAAUGAUAAUUGGCUGGAAAAAAAAAUAUUUCGCAAUCGCGCUCGCUCACGCGCCUCAUCUUAAUAUACAUCCAUCUGUUUAAAUAUGAGCAACGAACGAGAGAUCCUUAGCGAGUAAAUAAAUAUAACAACAACAACAUAGCUAUUACCGAUAAUUCGCGCACACGCUCAUCUCACCAACACCACCACCACCCACAACAAUCAACUGAGUGCGAGAUGGGCAUUAACUCUCUCUCCUUCGGUAAUGUUCACCUACCACCGCAAUUACGUUGGAGGGGAAUUUUCAUUCACUGACGAAGGCGAUCAUAUUCAAAAAUUGCUGAAUUUUUUGCUGUUAUGGAAACUUGCAAUGAUUUAAUUUUACUACGUUUACGAAAGUAAAAUGAUUUAUGUAUAUGCGAGAAUUUUAGAGAAGUCAGCUACCUAAAAAAAACAAAAACACAAAAAACAAAAAAAAAACACAAAGAAGAAUGAAAUGCCUCCUUGUGCACAUGAGGAGGAGGUCCAGUUGCCAUUUUGCAGGUUAUGAUGCGUUUACUUUCAUAUCACACAAGUCGAUGCUGAAUACAUAUAACUGUAGUUUACCGUUAUGCAUGCUGUACCGUCUUGAAAUUACAAUAAGUUAUGUAUAUCUGUUAAAUACAUGAUUUGUAUUGUUUUUUUUUUUAACUCUUCUUACCCCUUCAAAUACUUUUGUGUUGAUGUUACCACAAAGCAUAGUUUAAACGUAAAUGUAAUAUUUUUAUACUCGUCGUUGCCUUAUAGUUACAGUAAACUUUUUUUAUUAUUAUUAUUAUUAUUAUUAUUUUUAUUAAACUAUUUUUAAUAGUAAAAUGAACUAUUCGAUGUAUUGUACAAUUUUAUUAAUAAUAUUUGUUCUGUUGUGGUUAAACAAAACGAAACAAAAGUAAUCGAUUUUGAAUGUUUAUUGCAUGUCUGAAAUAUAUACCGCGUGGUGCUGUGCCCACGAAAUUUUUGAACUUUUUAAUGAAAUGUUAAAUGUGAGGAAAAAAGUUUUAUCGUUGAAGCAUAAGAAAUAAAAGUGAAAAUGUAAGAAGAAUAAAAGUGAAAAAAUAAGAAGAAUAAAGGUGAAAAAUAAGAAGAACAAAAGAGACACAAAAAAUGAGAAGAAGACGAAGAUAGAAAAAAUCGCAAACAGAGUUUAAGUCAACCACUGAGCGUUGAAUGUUUGACGAUUCUAGUUGUGUAUAAUUAGUCUAAGUGUGUAAUAAAUUUAAGUAGCAUUAAGAGCUCAUUCACUCCAAUGAAAACCUAACGACACAUAUUCUUUUGAAAGUAAGUUACGAAUGUGAGCAACACCUUCUUGAAGAUGAGUAUUUUUUAUUUUAUUUUAAUAAAAUUUAAUUUAAUUAAUAAAGUAGAAAAUGGGCGUAUUCAGUGCGCGCUUAAGAAAGGAA
Messenger RNA from Anastrepha ludens (Mexican fruit fly), 4471 nucleotides. RefSeq names its product signal transducer and transcription activator-like. The coding region runs from base 622 to 2826 and encodes 734 amino acids. Gene Ontology annotation, molecular function: DNA-binding transcription factor activity, RNA polymerase II-specific; RNA polymerase II cis-regulatory region sequence-specific DNA binding. Gene Ontology annotation, biological process: cell surface receptor signaling pathway via JAK-STAT; regulation of cell population proliferation; regulation of transcription by RNA polymerase II. The record is from RefSeq and is a predicted model, not a curated record. NCBI's taxonomy places the organism in Eukaryota, Metazoa, Arthropoda, Insecta, Diptera, Tephritidae. The transcript is spliced from 13 exons.